This is a messenger RNA of Fundulus heteroclitus (mummichog), 4189 nucleotides long. Its product is annotated as anoctamin-5-like. Gene Ontology annotation, molecular function: chloride channel activity; protein dimerization activity. Gene Ontology annotation, cellular component: plasma membrane. Lineage: Eukaryota; Metazoa; Chordata; Actinopteri; Cyprinodontiformes; Fundulidae. Gene Ontology annotation, biological process: chloride transmembrane transport. The record is from RefSeq and is a predicted model, not a curated record.
GUUGAUAAGCAGAAGCUCAGCAAAGACUCCGUGUUCUUCCGGGAUGGAGUGCGGAGAAUAGAUUUCGUCCUCUCGUACGUUGACGAUAAAGACUGCGACAAAAAACAGGAGAGAAGGAGAAUUUAUGAAGCCAACCUUGAAAAAGCCGGCCUGGAGCUGGAAACAGAAGAUAAGUCGGAGUCUGAGGACGGCAAGACGUACUUUGUGAAGAUUCACGCUCCGUGGGAGGUCCUGGCCACCUACGCAGACGUGCUGAAGAUCAAGGUUCCGUUCAAAGUCAGCGACAUGCCAGACGAUCGGGAAAUGCCCAUGAACUGGCUCUCCACGCCUUUCCGUCUGCCUAAGCACAUCAUGCAUCCCGAUCCGGAUUUCUUCACUGCUCCAUUCAGCAAGAGCAAAUCGGACUUCUUCCUUAUCGAAAACCAAGACACAUUCUUCCCUCCCUCCACUCGCAACAGGAUCGUUUACUAUAUCCUGGCCCGCUGCUUGUAUGUUAAUGAAGACUGUGGAGACAAGAAGGGAAUUAAGAGGUUAUUGAACAAUGGCUCCUACACUGCUGCCUUCCCUCUUCAUGAUUCCAGAUAUUGGAUAAAAUCCAAAUAUGACAACUGUGAAAGCGAAAGACACGAUCUCUACAGCCACUGGGCACAGUUCCUCUGCUUUUUCAAGGAGCAGCCCAUUAACCGUAUCAGGAAAUAUUAUGGAGAGAAGAUUGGCAUUUAUUUCGCCUGGCUUGGUUUCUACACUGAAAUGCUGUUGUUUGCUGCGGUCGUUGGAACGAUCUGUUUCCUGUACGGGUUCCUCACCUUCGACGAAAACCAGUGGAGCAAGGAGAUCUGCAGCGACGAAAUUGGAGGCAAAAUUGUCAUGUGUCCCCUUUGUGACAAGAAAUGUGGUUUCUGGAAGCUCAACACAACAUGCAACUCCUCGUGGCAAUCGCACCUGUUUGACAAUGUGGCCACAGUGUUUUUUGCCAUUUUCAUGGGAAUUUGGGUGACGCUGUUCCUGGAGUUCUGGAAGAGGCGGCAGGCCCGUCUGGAGUACGAGUGGGACCUGGUCGACUUUGAGGAGGAGCAGCAGCAGCUGCAGCUUCGGCCGGAGUAUGAAGCCAAGUGUACAAAGAGCAAGCAGAACCCCAUCACCAAGGAACAUGAGGGGGUCAUUGACAGAACUGCUGCGUAUCUAGCAGGGAAGUUUUUUCUGUGCUGGGCCGCUGUGAUCUUUUGGAUCUCAUUGAUCAUUGCCUGCAUCAUCGGGGUCAUAGCGUACCGCCUGGCGGUGUACGCGGCCUUCGCUAGCUUCAUGAAAGACAGCCCCACCAAUCACCUGGAGGUGGUCGGCCCCUACAUCACACCCCAGCUGGCCACCUCCGUCACCGCCUCUUGCAUCAACUUUGUCAUCAUCAUGAUCCUCAACCUCAUGUAUGAGAAGGUGGCUGUUUGGAUUACCGACAUGGAAAUCCCAAAGACCCACCUUGAGUAUGAGAACAAGCUGACCAUGAAGAUGUUCCUCUUCCAGUUUGUCAACUACUACUCCUCCUGCUUCUACGUGGCUUUCUUUAAGGGCAAGUUUGUGGGCUAUCCUGGAAAAUAUGCUUACAUGUUCGGGAGCAGCCUGAGGAACGAAGAGUGUGACCCCGGCGGCUGUCUGAUUGAGUUAACAACACAGCUGGUAAUAGUGAUGACUGGGAAACAGGUGUGGGGCAACAUUCAGGAAGCUCUAUUGCCAUGGGUGAUGAACUGGUGGAGCAGCAGGAAGGCACAGAACCAUCCAGAGAGUCUAUACAGUCGCUGGGAGCAGGAUCAUGACCUGCAGAGCUUUGGUCAGCUGGGCCUCUUCUAUGAAUACCUGGAAAUGGUGAUCCAGUUUGGUUUCAUCACGCUCUUCGUGGCUUCCUUCCCGCUGGCGCCGCUCUUAGCCCUUUUCAACAACAUCAUUGAAAUCCGAGUGGACGCCUGGAAGCUCACCACGCAGUUCAGGCGUCCCGUGGCAGCCAAGGCCCACAGCAUCGGGGCCUGGGAGGAAAUUCUCAACGGCAUGGCCGUACUGUCUGUUGUCACAAAUGCGUUCAUCGUGGCCUUCACCUCUGACAUGAUGCCCCGGCUGGUGUACAUGUACGCUUACCAGCCGAGGGGAGAGAUGAACAUGAAAGGCUACAUUAACAACAGCCUGUCCGUGUUUAACAUCUCAGAGAUCCCAUAUCGCAGCAUGCCUGAUGACGAAGAGAACCCCGUGUGGUUCAACAGCUCCAUCACGACCUGCAGGUAUCGUGAUUAUCGCUACCCCCCUGGGCACGAGAAGGAAUAUUCCCACACUAUGCAGUUUUGGCACAUUUUGGCUGCCAAGCUAGCUUUUAUCAUCAUAAUGGAGCAUGUUGUUUUUCUGGUCAAGUAUUUUGUGGCCUGGCUGAUUCCAGACGUUCCAUCCGACGUGAGGGCUCGGGUCAAGAGGGAGCGCUUCCUAGUCCAGGAGUAUCUUCACAACUAUGAGGUGGAGAAGCUGAAAAUGCAGCUCAGCGAGCAAAGCAACAAGGAGUGCACCUGUACGCCGAUGAUCUAUCCGGAUUUACCCAAACACGAGGUGCUGUCAGAGGUCCUCUAGCGUUAGGGGGGCGGCCGGGCAGUCACUCGAAAAGUCGAAGAAACAGAUUUCCUCGCUUGUGUAUUCUGAUCUCGAACGUCACUCUGCUGAAUUACCUGUCAUUUAACGGCAAACCCACAGAGAACUUUCCACACUUCUCAGCCAUCCCUCCUCUACUCACCUGCUGACUGUGGAUUCUCCUGUUUUAGAGACCAAAUCUCUGUGCAUGCUGACACUUUGUUGGGACGCUUGAAUUCAAACACCUCUCUCAUAUUUAUGUCUUCACGUGAAAUUAAUGUAAAGCUGAAGACAUCCAAGCUUUACUGUAUUUAAAAAAAAGCUCUACUGUGUCUUUAAGAGACAGCUCACUAUUGUUUUGAUGUGAGGCUAUUUAUUUAAAAUGCCACCAAAGACUCGCCUUAAUACACACACUUUUGUUUUUCUUUUUAUGUGAAGGAUUUCUCAAUGUGAGGACUUUUUGAUAUACUUUGUGUCAUAUCAGCCUAUGUUUUACCAGUUUUACCAUAUUUUCCCCUUUUUACAGUAGCAUGACCAUAUCUAAGCUGUGGUCAGUCAUCUGCGCUGGUGUGACAACCUUUCAGCAAGUUAUAUUAAAAUCACCGGGCUUAUAUCUGUCGUUACUCUUAAUUUCACCUCAUUGUUUGCCCCAGGCCGAAACCUGAGAUGUGAAGUAGCUUUUUACGCCGAGGAGAAAUCAGUGCUGCUGUUUCGACUGUGACUAAGGACAGAUUUGAUCCUGCAGUGGCCAGUUGCAGCAGCUGUUGCACGCUGACUGUCUAUACAGGGAUGAGAGAUGAAGAGUGGGCUCUCUUUUAAAAUAUAUAUAUACAUUUCUUUCUUUACCACAUUGCAGCAAAUGAAAGCCUGUGUUCGCUUCAUUACACAAAGCCCAUCAACCCAGUGCCUGCAGCCGUCUGCUUCAGUUUUCUUAAAAAUUAAAGUCACGUUUUCCUUUAUUUUUGCACAAAAGCACUUAAAGUAACGCAAAUACCAAGACAUGACCGUGUCCAACUAAUCAUUAUCAUGACACUAAGCCUUUAGGAUCUGUUUUUUUAAGGUAGUAACGUGAGAUAUUUACCUUUCAGUUUGAUCAAACUCUGAUGUUUAUAUUUUUUGUGGUUUUAGUUUAGAAACUAUAUGGACAUGUCACAUCAGUUGUUGUCGCCUAAGUAGAACUUUGCAGAAAAUAUCUGUUAUGGAAGGACUUGAAUCUUAUGUAACGUAGCUGAUUUAGUAAAUAUCUAGGUCUGUUGGAGGUGUUAAUGCGUAAGUUCACCUCACUCUUUCACUUUGCCUUAUCUACGCCCUGUGCUCUGCUGACUAUUGCCCACUAUGCCUUAAAACAUUUCAUCCCUUUUUUCCAAAAACUUACUUUUCUACCUGAUUUUUAUCAUGUGUUUUCUGGUAAAAUAUUUAAGUCAGAACAUGUUUUUGAUCAUUCUUCAGGCAAAAAAACAAACAAACUUGUUUACUGUAUAUUUAAUGUUAAAUGUUCAUGUUUUUAUUAAUUUGAGUAAUUUGUUUUUAUGAGUGUUUCCUGUAUCCAAUUAUAUGAGACAGCAAAAAUAAAUCUUCCAAAUAAAAAGCU